CGCUGUCGCCAGCAAAACCCACACACGAUAGCAGGAUACAGGGAAGUCCGAGACACACACACACCAAGAUUAGCCCCCCAUCCUUUGACAAGGCGGGACAGCACGUAACGGUACUCCGUGUUGCACGACCAUAUCCAUUCUUACCCACCAACAGCCGAGCUGUAUACGCUGUAUACGGUUUCCUCCACGGAAGAUUAUCAAGAGGGCGUAACAGUCGCGGUUGCGCACAAACAUCGUUGGGAGCUUGUGGCCAGGCUUGUCGUCUUUGACAGUUCAAGCCAAAUCUUUAGUCCCUAGGUAUCCCAAACGCCCGUCGUGCAGGUGACGACCCAGUAGGUGGUGGAUGACGGCAGCGAACCAAGAAAAUCCCGAUCCACGGGACCAAGAAGACGGAGCUGAAGGUCAGUCACAGAAAGGUGGAAAGAGCAGACCACUCGGUCCCCGACCAGGUUCGGGCGUAAACAAGCGAACGACCAAGUCCUCUGCCAAGGGUGGACGAGGAAAGAAGUCCCUGUUGAGACGUUCACUCGACCCCGACAAUAACAUGAAUCCAAACAUUCUGUUUGUCUCCACACCGGCAGACACUCCAUCGCCCUUUCCUGAAUCGACGCCCCUGCAGAGCGAUGCCGACGCCAAAUAUGAGGGAGAGCGUGCACGCAAUAACCAGUCGGCAAAACGCUCCCGUAUCCGCAAGGCCCUUUACGUUGUCGAACUGGACAAUGCCGUUACGGGAUACGAGUACAACUUCAAGCUUUUCUACAAGAUGUACAAGGAGGCCAAGCAGAAGCUAAUCGAUCAUGGUCUGGGAGGCGAUCUUCCCCCUGAUCCGCCCAUCUGGGUCCGAAAGCCGAUCCCUGUAGGCCAGGACGUCGACACACAAGAGUAUCGCAAGAAGCUUGAGACGGCGGUAGAGAGUGGCGAGCUCGUCCCGCUCGGACUCGACUUUGCUGAGUCGGUGGCCCUUCAGGUCGGCAAGACGACGGGAUCGGCGCAACAGACGGAGGAAGCCAAGGCGCUACAGGACGCAAAGGAGAAGUACGAAAAAACAGCCAAACAGGAGGACAAGUACGCUGAGGAGUUACAGGAUAUGGAGAAGAAAAUGCAGGAGCUACAACACAAGCUUUGGGAGGUCCAACAUAACCGACAAUCACUGGGAAAUGUAGUGGACCGGUAUCAGGCAAGGGUAUCCGGACAACCGGGCGACAACAACGCGGGCCCCUCUGCUCUCCAGGGCAAUGGCGUGAAUCUACCCUACAGGCCGCUUGUGCCGGAGACUGCUCAUCUUCCCCAGCGACUUCAGAAAAUGGCCUCGCAAGGCCGCAAGGAACGUACGCUCGAGGAGCUUGCAGCUUCAUGGCCGGUGAGAUCCUGUCUCGAGAAUCACCAGAUGAUGAUGGAUAUGGACCAGAACCCACUUGAGCCCAAGAUGGAACAGGCUGGGGAAGUCCGACUUGAUCAUCUUCCGGUGCCAACAUUCGACGGAUAUCCCGAUCAGGGUCAGCAACACCAGGCCGAGCACAACCAUCCCCCGAAUCCUGAUUUCGGUCAGUGGUGCCAGGCCCAGGGAGAUCCCAACUUCCUUGGUUAUUCCAAUGCUUCUGGAAAUCCGGAUGCAGUUCCCGCUGGCAACUUCAAUGAGUAUCCCUGGCCAGGCGAGGGUGUUGACUUCACUGGAGAGUCACACCUGAUGGGUGGUGACGGUCAUCUGCCAGGAACGGGCCACGAUGCGGUACUCCCACACACAUCUCAACCACUUUCGCCGAGUAUUUGCUUUGCCGAUCUUCAACUGAGUCCGGAAAUGGGUAAUAUGUUCAUGGAUACGGGCGAGCAAAGUUCUGGCGAUCAGAACCAAGGAAACUAUCACGGAUCAUACGGUCAGCAGACGGAUCAGUUCAACCAGUUCUACUGAUCAGCCUUGGGAGGGUCGUUCGAAGGGGAGGAAUUUGGUUCGG
Molecule: messenger RNA, 1952 nt
Organism: Neurospora tetraspora
Lineage: Eukaryota; Fungi; Ascomycota; Sordariomycetes; Sordariales; Sordariaceae
Exons: 2
Coding region: 344-1909 (521 amino acids)
Biological process (GO): regulation of DNA-templated transcription
Molecular function (GO): DNA-binding transcription factor activity
Source: RefSeq, a predicted model, not a curated record